This is a messenger RNA of Aspergillus nomiae NRRL 13137, 1779 nucleotides long. Its product is annotated as putative serine peptidase, family S28. The record is from RefSeq and is a predicted model, not a curated record. Gene Ontology annotation, molecular function: serine-type exopeptidase activity; dipeptidyl-peptidase activity. Bases 1 to 1779 code for a protein of 592 amino acids. Gene Ontology annotation, biological process: proteolysis. The transcript has 3 exons. Lineage: Eukaryota; Fungi; Ascomycota; Eurotiomycetes; Eurotiales; Aspergillaceae.
AUGCGUCUUGACUUCUUUCUAAUAUUAUCUAGCCUUGCUAUAUUGGCUGGCCCCGUUGUGGGCUUGGGGCUGUUUGGAGGAUCUAGGUAUAUGCGAGAGCUGCGGUUGGCUGCUGAGUUGAACUUGGAUCCCAAGUUACUCUCCAACAAAAAUACUGUACAUUCAGCGCUCGCCAAGGCCAAAAGUGAAAGUGAGACGGUCACCACCGAGUACAUCACGAUUCCUAUCGACCAUAAUGAUGCUUCUGUUGGCACCUACCGAAAUCGGUUCUGGGUGAAUGAUGACUACUACGAGGCUGGGCGUCCGAUCAUCAUUUACGACGCCGGGGAAACAAACGCAGAGAGUAUUGCCAAAAACCACUUGACAUCGAGUUUCUCAUUUUUCAAGAAAAUGCUUGAGGAGACUCACGCCAUGGGUAUUAUAUGGGAACAUAGAUAUUACGGAAACUCGACUCCAUUUCCAAUCAGCAGGGAUACACCACCUGAGCAUUUUAAAUACCUUACGACCAAACAAGCCCUUGAUGACAUCCCGUACUUUGCGCAGAAUUUCAGCCGCCCGAAGUUCGCCGACCUUGAUCUCACUCCCAGCUCCACACCCUGGGUCCUCGUUGGAGGUUCAUAUGGUGGGAUUCGGGCUGCUUUUGCCCGCAACGAGUACCCAGACGUUAUCUUUGCUGCUUAUUCUUCUUCUGCUCCGGUCCAAGCACAAUUGAAUAUGAGCGUGUACUACGACCAAGUCUACCGUGGUUUGGUCGGCCAUGGUUUUGAAAAUUGUGCUAAGGAUAUCCAUGCAGCUCUAGGUUAUAUAGAUGAGCAACUAUCAAACAAUCACACCGCUGCUGCUAUCAAAACGCUGUUUUUUGGCCCUGGAGCUGAGCAGAACAGCAAUGAAGGCUUCACCGCAGCUUUGGCGACUAUCUAUAAUUAUUUCCAGAACUAUGCCCUUGACGGUCCAGAAGGAAGUCUGCGCGAACUCUGCAAUCAUCUUGAAGUGGAUCCCACAACGCAGGAGGCGGCAGGCCCCGAUGGCUUCGCUCCAGUCCGUGGAAGUAAGUAUGUGGCUGAACGUUGGGCUGCAUGGCCAGCAUUCACGCCAUUGGUUAAUAAUAUUAUGGAGACCAACUGCAGAGGACUUAGUGAUCCUGCUACGCCGUCUUGUAAGCUGGGUGUGGUGUACAAUGACCCUGAUUCUAUCAGCUGGACUUGGCAGUACUGCACCGAGUGGGGAUUCUAUCAAAGCAACAAUUUUGGCCCUCAUUCACUGCUUUCCCGCUAUCAGACCUUGGAGUAUCAGCAGGAAAUAUGCAAUAACCAGUUCGCACAGGCGGUCGGAAACGGCAUGCUGCCAUCACGCCCACAGACAGAAGCCCUCAACAAAAAGUACGGAGGCUGGCAUAUCCGACCCUCCAAUACGUUCUUCACUGGCGGAGAGUUUGAUCCAUGGAGGACGUUGUCUAUGCUGACCGCUGAAGAUAUUGCGCCUGGGGUUGCGCCCGAUGGAAUGACGUUCUCUACCGAGAUCCCGAACUGUGGCGAGACGAGUGAAGACAAAGUGUUCGGAUACCUUCUCAAACAGUCUGAACAUUGCUAUGAUUUCCAAGGCUUAUCCACGGAAGGAAAGGCGGCACGAGAGCUGUUCAAGGAAGCAUUGACAAAAUGGUUACCAUGUUUCAAGCCUUCAAGCCCCAAUGCUUCCAAGGUGAACGUGACAGAAGCGGAGUUAACAAAGGGGGCGGUGAUGUGGGGAAAACGAGGAAGAUCCCAAGCGUGGAGUGGAUGA